Molecule: messenger RNA, 1587 nt
Organism: Psammomys obesus (fat sand rat)
Lineage: Eukaryota; Metazoa; Chordata; Mammalia; Rodentia; Muridae
Gene: Emb
Product: embigin
Exons: 9
Coding region: 249-1241 (330 amino acids)
Biological process (GO): dendrite self-avoidance; axon guidance; homophilic cell-cell adhesion
Cellular component (GO): plasma membrane; axon
Molecular function (GO): cell-cell adhesion mediator activity
Source: RefSeq, a predicted model, not a curated record
GGGUAGCCGGCUGCAUAAUUGAUGGAGGGCCGGCGCAACGCUGGGCUGUCCUCGGUGUGCUGGGUGCGCCUUGGGGGAGGAGGGCCUGAGCGGCCGGGCCCCUCCCACUCCGCUUUUUCUCGCGUGUCCUGUCCCCGGGACUGGCAGUGGGCUCCCGGUUACCAGCAAGUGUACACAGGGGCAAACGGAGACCGAUCGCAGCACGCCGAGGGCGCAGCAGCGACCUCCGGGACUGAGCCGCCCGCGCCAUGCCCUCGCUCACUGGUCUGGGGGCGCUUGUGACGCCUGGCUUCCCGCUCCUCCUCCUGUGCCUUCUGGCGGCGACGCGCCCGGAUCGGGCAGAGAGCAAUCCCGCAGAUUCAGCUUUUACAAGUCUGCCUGUUCGAGAAGAAAUGAUGGUAAAAUACUCAAACUUUUCCCUGGAGAGCCAUAAUCUAUCACUGACAGAACAGUCCACAGUACCAGUAGAAAAAAAUAUCACAUUGGAAAGGCCUUCUGACCUGGAACUCACAUGUCAGUUCACAACGACUGAGAAUUUGAAUUCAGUGAAUGUGUCUUGGAAAAAAGGUGAUGAGCUCCUUGAGAAUACUGAUGUCUUCAAUACAACUAAAAUGGGAAAGACCUUGUACAGUCAGUACAGGUUCAUCAUUUUUAAUAGCAACCAGUUGGGAAAUUAUUCUUGUUUCUUUGGAAAAAAGGGACACAGAGGAACAUUUAAUAUCAAAGUACCAAAAGUUCACGGGAAGAACAAGCCAUUGAUCACUUACGUCGGGGAUUCUACGGUGCUGAAGUGUGAGACGCAGAGUGGUCUUCCUUUAAACUGGACCUGGUAUACGAAUAAUGGAAGUGUUCGGGUUCCUAUUGAUGUUCACAUGGAUGAUAAGUAUGUUAUAAAUGAUUCCUAUGCUAACCAAACAAAGCUCAAGAUAAAGCAUCUUUUGGAGGAAGAUAGAGGAUCCUACUGGUGCCGUGCCACCUUCCCGUUAGGUGAGAGCGAAGAACACAUUGAGCUGGUUGUGCUGAGCUUCAUGGUGCCCCUCAAGCCAUUUCUUGCGAUAAUUGCUGAAGUCAUUCUUCUAGUGGCCAUCAUUCUGCUUUGUGAAGUGUACACACAGAAGAAAAAGAACGACCCAGAUGACGGGAAAGAAUUUGAACAAAUUGAACAGCUGAAAUCAGAUGAUAGCAACGGGAUAGAAAACAAUGUCCCCAGGCAUAGAAAAAAUGAAUCUGUGGAGAAAUGAAUACAGAAAGGAACAUUUCGACUUGGGAAGAUGUCCAAAGAGUUUUUAUUUCACCUUUCUUUUAAGAACAUCUGAAUUUUAGAUUGUUUUUUUUUUUUAAAGACAAAAACAGCCUCAACAUCCACAGCAGUAGCUUUAUAAACAAUACAGACCAUCUCCUACCUAAAGAUGUGUUUUCAUAUUGUAAUUGCUUUUCAUUAAAGCAAGGUAAAUUGUUUCAGCUGUGUUCUGUGAGCUGUAACCUAGAUAAUAAAUUUUGCCCUGGCCUGGGAGAUCACAGGACCAGAACAGACAUCAGCAGAACUGGUUAAUAAUCCGCAAAUAAAGUUCACUAAAGAUCUGUUUA